Messenger RNA from Oncorhynchus masou masou (cherry salmon), 1957 nucleotides. It is a transcript of the gene zfand6, whose product is annotated as zinc finger, AN1-type domain 6. The transcript has 6 exons. NCBI's taxonomy places the organism in Eukaryota, Metazoa, Chordata, Actinopteri, Salmoniformes, Salmonidae. Gene Ontology annotation, molecular function: DNA binding; zinc ion binding. The record is from RefSeq and is a predicted model, not a curated record. The coding region runs from base 550 to 1209 and encodes 219 amino acids.
GCUAACGUUAGCUAGCUACUUUAAAACAAAUGUUACAUUUACAUUCCCUGUUUUAAAGUUGGAUUUUAACUAUAAUAGGUCAGUAGAUGCAUAGGCAGUUAACUACAUCAUAAUCAUGUUGAUGUCAACAACUUCUUAGACAUACAGUAGAUAACGUUUGCUUAACGUUACACUGAUAAAUGGCAGCUAAUUAAGAGGUCGCUAACGUUGCAUUUACGUUAUGGCUGGUUAAAAUACUUUGUCCGUGACAAUUUGUUAUUAUACUUGUUUUCUGUCACAGUUGUAUUCGGGGUGUAUACUUUCACAUACCCUGUCCAACCAGCUGUGUUUUUAAAAGGCUGUAAAUGAUUGACGUGUAAUUUGUGCUAGACGAUAAUAUAUAUGGGCGUGGUUUACUAAACAAACAGCCAAUGACAAUGGAUUAUGUGUAGUCAGUUGAGUACGUUUCGUUGUGGGAUCAUUCUGCGUAUGAUGUCGGACGUAAUCUGCUGGUGUAGAGACGAAGAAAGAGAGGAGUAGGAGAGAGGGGGAAAUUUCUUGAGGAGGGACAUGGCCCAGGAGACCAACCAGAACCAAGGGCCACUGCUCUGCACCACUGGCUGCGGUUUCUACAGCAACCCGCGAAACAAUGGCAUGUGUUCGAUGUGCUACAAGGACUUCCUCCAGAGACAAAACAACAAUGGACGAGUCAGUCCACCAGUGUCGUCCUCUGCGGCGGUUAGCAGCCUGGGGGAGUCCCUCCUCGCCCAGUGCUCAGAGAGCAGUACUGUAGACGUGCCAUCAGCCACGACCCACACAGACACCAGGAUGAACAGGUACAGUAGGGUUGUAUCUAGCCAGUCACUCUUAACGACAGCACCAGCUACUCAUUCAGAAGAGGAGAGGACAGCCACAUCUGAAGAACACCUGAAAACAGAAGAGGUACAAGUGUCUGUAUCGGUAUCCGAGGACACGGACCAGGCCUCGGUAGACGGACAGGACAAACCCUCGGACUCAGACCAACCCAAAGCCGCCAAGAAGAAUCGCUGCUUCUCCUGCCGUAAGAAAGUCGGCCUCACGGGCUUCGACUGCCGAUGCGGCAACGUGUUCUGCAGCCUGCACCGGUACUCAGACGUUCACAACUGCACUUUCAACUACAAGGCCCAAGCAGCGGAGAAGAUCAGGAAGGCGAACCCUGUCUGCGUCGGGGAGAAGAUACAGAAGAUCUGAAAACAGAUUUGCUGAGAAUCGAUGUCCACCCGGAAGCCUGCGCUUUUAGAUGAACCAUCAACCACCUCUUCCUUUCUCCGUUUCCUCUUUUGAUUUGAAGUUGUUUAUGUGAGCAACGCUCCAUUCCUAUCGGACACUUUAAAAUCAUGCAUGUCAGCUGCAAAAACUGUCUUUGUAAAUGUAUUUUUACUUAACCUGUUUCCUUUUGUAGUUUUAAUUCUUUUAUCCCUUAAAUGUUGUGGUUUAUGAAAAAUCUGAAGAUUUAAACCGUUACAAUAUUUAGAUUGAUUAAUUGGGCUUUAAUUACUUUGUUGGCUACUACUGGAAAGGCUGUGUUUUUCUGGUGUUAAAAAAAAUUACAAAAAACAAGCAUGUUAAAAAGCAUCAAGGAUCUUUCCAUUCCUCCUUUUGGACUGUAUGUAGCCUGACACAGACCACGGAACAGAUUGUGUUUGACAUUAUCAGCGAGAGAGCAGAAACCAGGAGUGUGCCGUUGCUCCCAGACCUUUUUGUAUAAUUGAGUCAUUUUAAAGACUGUGUGAUCUGCUGUGUAAAAGAGUUGAUGUUUAUCAUAUGAUUAUGAAUAGCCUGUAUGCAUGUUUCCGGUUGUGCGUUUUGAGGAUUAUAAAGUUCAUUUAUGGGUGCACAGGAGUAUGACCUGAAUCUAUUGUUCUGUAUUUAUGUUAGUUUAUUCACUGUCUUAACUUUGAUCUGAAUAAAGCUCUAACACAUUUUUGAAAAUUUGAAA